Messenger RNA from Topomyia yanbarensis, 5676 nucleotides. RefSeq names its product chromatin-remodeling ATPase INO80 (gene Ino80). Gene Ontology annotation, cellular component: Ino80 complex. The coding region runs from base 345 to 5222 and encodes 1625 amino acids. NCBI's taxonomy places the organism in Eukaryota, Metazoa, Arthropoda, Insecta, Diptera, Culicidae. Gene Ontology annotation, biological process: DNA repair. The transcript has 13 exons. The record is from RefSeq and is a predicted model, not a curated record. Gene Ontology annotation, molecular function: ATP hydrolysis activity; DNA binding; ATP-dependent chromatin remodeler activity.
ACAGGGCCUGGUAGAUAAAAUUAAGAAGAGCAAGAAGCCUGUUGUCGUUUCUUCUCUUAGUUUUAAACCUAAACAUAACAGAGGAAGUGUGUUAUACUUCUUCAAAAAUAAUAUUAGUAGCUUUGUAAUCGUGCUAUGUAAUGUUUAAAUGAAUAGUGUCAAUUCCCAGGUGUCUACCGUAGAAAUUACCCGUGGUGAACAUUCAAAAUUCCUUUCAUACAUAAUUGUUUACAUUACCUCUUAGUACAUUACAAUUACAAUUGUUAUAUAUAAUAUCUAUAGAUUGUACUCCGCGUACAAAUAAUAGUAUUCUGCAUUUGAUCGAUUGCUGGUGAUAUUACGAAAUGUCUGGAAACAAUAUUCAUCUAGUUGGAAAUUUGGGUGAUACGCAGAUGGCAAAUCCUCUUCACAUACAACGAUUUGAAGCGGCUCUGGAUAUGGCGCCAUUUCUGAGUUAUGCCAAAAAAAUGCUAUCUAAGCCUCUUACUAGUAGCGACGACGGCGAUACGAGUGAAGACUCUGAUUCCGUUUCGUCUAAGGGAAACGUCCGGAACUACAGAAAGCUUGCAUAUUGCGUCAGAGCAUCUAGACAAGAUCGCAAUGAGGAUAAACGAUUUCUUUACAACUUGACUUCUGUUGGUCCGGAAAGAAUUUGGUUGCAAAACUUGCUACUAUCAGAUACAGAAUCGGAUAGUGAGAUUUCAGAUGAAGGCGAAUACAUUAGAGAUAUGCUGAAGAACCAUUUGAGAGAACGCAAAUAUCGUAGAAAAUAUCACAGCAACCCAACUAACUCUGAAUUUGGAUAUUAUGGAUCAGGGUUGUUAUCUAAUCAUGACAUGUUUCCUGAACACCAACAUGCGAUUGUAGGGGUACGAAAACGAAAAUUCGAGCGAAAGAAAAGAAUUAGUAAAUUAAAACCGGGCAGGAAAAAAACAGUGAAAAAUUUUCAAUUUUCUCACAUCAAAUGGAUAAUGCUAAUUCUCGUUAAUUUUCAGACAAAACAUGACUCCGAUGAUCGAUUAUCCGAUGUUGAUUGGGAAGAACAACUUGCCGCUUUGAGAAAUGAAAAUGACGAUGACCUAGACUCAAAACCAUCUAGUCCAACCGGAACAAAAUUAAAGCGAGGGCGAAGGACCGUAGGCAAAACACCCGAAAUGAUGGCAGCGAGGAGGCGGAAACUUUGGCAAUUGAUGGCAAAAAAGGAACUUGGUAAGGUACAGAGAGCUAAGUCGAACAAUCACAAAGAUAUGGUUACCAAUUGCCGGCGAGUGGCUUCCCUCUGUAUGAAAGUAUCGCGGCAAAAAGCGAUGCAAUCGCAAAAGCUCAUGAAAGAGACUAUUUGGAGAGCCAAACGGUUGACUCGAGAAAUGCAAGGCUACUGGAAACGGUAUGAUCGUGUGGAAAGAGAAACUAGAAAACGCAUGGAGAGAGAGGCCGAAGAACAAAGAAAAAUUGACGUUGAAAUGGUUGAAGCAAAGAGACAACAACGAAAGUUAAAUUUCUUGAUAACCCAGACGGAACUAUACGCGCAUUUCAUGUCCAAAAAGUUAGGGAAUGUUUCAAAGGAGGAACAAUUGAAAAUUUUAUCACAAUUAGAUGAGGAGUGUAAUCCUAGACUUGCGUCGAUUGAUAACUAUGACAGCGGUUUGAUGAAGCAACAAGCGCGUAAGAAUGCAAUGGAUGCAUUCAACAGUGAUCGUGCACGGAAACAAAUGUUUGAUAAUGCUGUGCAACAGCACAUACCAACAAACCAAAGAGUGGAUGCUUCUGGGCAUAUUAUUGAUUUGCCACAACCAACCAUUUUUCGUGGAUGCUUGAAGGGAUAUCAAUUGAAAGGAAUGACUUGGUUAGCAAAUUUAUACGAUCAAGGCAUAAGUGGUAUUUUAGCAGAUGAAAUGGGUUUAGGAAAAACGGUACAAUCAAUAGCGUUUCUGUGUCAUAUUGCUGAGAGCUACGGUGUGUGGGGUCCUUUUCUGAUUAUUUCGCCAGCUUCAACUUUGCACAACUGGCAGCAAGAAAUGGAGCGCUUCGUGCCAGAUUUCAAUGUUGUACCCUAUUGGGGUUCGCCAAAUGAACGAAAAAUUCUACGCCAAUUUUGGGAACAAAAAGAUCUUCACACAAAGGGGGCUAGUUUCCAUGUGGUGAUUACCAGCUACCAACUUGUGGUUUCCGAUUACAAAUACUUCAAUCGAAUUAAGUGGCAAUAUAUGGUGCUUGACGAGGCACAAGCUAUCAAAAGCUCAAGUUCAGUGCGUUGGAAGCUGUUGCUAGGAUUUAACUGCCGAAAUCGAUUGCUUCUUAGUGGCACUCCGAUUCAAAAUAGUAUGGCCGAGUUGUGGGCUUUGCUACACUUCAUUAUGCCAACUUUGUUCGAUUCACACGAAGAAUUUAACGAAUGGUUUUCCAAAGACAUUGAAAGUCAUGCCGAAAAUAAGACCGGCAUUGAUGAAAAGCAAAUUUCGCGACUUCACAUGAUUCUUAAACCUUUUAUGCUCCGACGCAUUAAGAAAGAUGUCGAAAAUGAAUUAUCAGACAAAAUCGAAAUUAUGGUAUAUUGCCCAUUGACGACACGCCAGAAGCUGUUGUACGUUGCGUUGAAGAAAAAAAUCCGAAUUGAAGAUCUGCUUCACUUGACAGGUCAUGGGUCAGGCGACGGGCAUUCGUUCGAUAAAAACUUCACAUCAAAUUUAAUGAACCUUGUGAUGCAGUUUCGCAAAGUCUGCAACCACCCGGAAUUGUUUGAGCGACGUGAUGCGAAGAGUCCGUUUUUCUGUAAUACAUUCGACUAUCGAAUUGCAAGACUAAUUUUCAAUGAGGCUUUCCUUGGGAAACAAAUUCCUAGCAUGCGUCACAUAGUGCACAAUCGGUUUAACAUUUUCAAGUGCGAAAACGUGCACAGAUCAGUAAUUGAAAAUAAUGAUGGAUCUAGAAUGGACUAUGUGAGUUUUCAGCAUGGGAGUACGUCGAACACGUUCUCCUUCACCCGGCUGUGCAGUAUAUCUCCUAUCGACAUGGAAAAGUUAGCUUUGGGUGGCCUUAUUCAUUUCUUUCAACAUUUAUAUCGAUGGCAUGAGUACUUAAAAUUGCUGCAUUAUCGAUGGAUUUGGUGGAAACGCCAGUCGACCAUCAGUAGCAUUCUACUAGAACCGACGAUUGAACAAUGGACCAACACGUUAUUUUCGAGUUUUCAUACACCACUCAACGAUUUGAUAUUUACUGCAACAAGUCAAAACACAAUAUAUGCUCAUACUCAGCAAAGUAUUCAUUCUAUGCAAGAAACAAUUGAGCAUAGAAUCUUAAGGAGCCGGAAAAUGCUCAAACUUACAAACGCAGAAAAGCAGUUAACGAAAGUUACUAAUAGUAUGGAUUUUAACAAUUUAGCAGAUCUUCCUGUACAUUUUAAAGACAAGCACGGUUGCGCGAAACCCACGAUGGUAAACGUUGCGCUUUUACCAGAGUUCGAGCACACUUUAAGUCCAGUAACUAAACUCGAAUGCUGGCCAACAGAGAUGCCAAGAUUUGUGUACGGUCUGAUACCGCGUGUUGUUAGUUCGGGGAGGAAGCAAUAUUGUGAGAGUCGUGAAGCUGCAUGGACUGCCAUUAGGCAUGAACAUUGUGAUUCCGAGGAUGGAUUGCGCCUUGUUAUGAAUGCAAUACAACUGUCUUACCCUUCUGCGAUUGGAUGGUCCAACAUUAUUAUCCCAGAUAAACAGACCCUUGUGUCGGAUGCAGGAAAGCUUGCUGUAUUAGAUUCGUUACUGACACGUUUAAAAGCUCAAGGGCAUCGUGUUCUUAUUUACUCUCAAAUGACCAAAAUGAUCGAUCUACUGGAGGAAUAUAUGUGGCACAGAAAACACCGAUAUAUGCGGCUCGAUGGCUCUAGCAAAAUAUCCGCUAGACGAGAUAUGGUAGCUGAUUUUCAGAAUCGAGCCGACAUUUUUGUUUUCUUGCUAUCAACGCGCGCAGGUGGUCUUGGUAUUAAUCUUACGGCAGCAGAUACGGUAAUUUUUUAUGACUCUGAUUGGAAUCCGACUGUUGAUCAACAGGCGAUGGAUCGUGCACAUCGUUUAGGUCAAACCAAGCAGGUUACCGUUUAUCGUUUGAUCUGCAAAGGUACUAUCGAAGAGCGAAUAUUGCAGCGAGCAAGGGAGAAAAGCGAGAUUCAAAGAAUGGUGAUCACCGGAGCAAACUUCAAACCAGAUACACUUAAACCCAAAGAAGUCGUUUCUUUAUUAUUAGAUGACGAAGAGAUAGAGUUGAAGUAUCGACAAAAAACUGAGGAAAGGAAGUUUGCUUCUGGAGAUAUUCUAAGAAACGAUAAGGAUAGAGAAAGAAAACGUAAACCAACUGUCGCAUCAAUCAAGGUUGUGGAACAGAAAAGACCGCGGGUAGAUGGCGUACUUGACGCAGAUGAUUUAGCUUUCCUGGAGUCAGGGGCACUAAGUCCGACAGGUAGCGAACAAUCAAAUACUAGUGUCAUUAAGAUACCUGAUUCUAUCAGCAGAGAUGAUUCCAGUAGCGAUGACCUGAUUGCUGACUGUGAUAGCACGAGUGGACCACAUACACCGGUUUCGUUUCUAACGUACGAUGGACUGGGUAAGCAAAGAAAGCGUCACAAUCCGCGUGGAACUAAACGGGGAAGACCACGAGGAUCUCGACGCGGCGGUUUAACAAUCAGCAGUGGUCGAAUAGAAUCGAGCGCAAUUCUAUCUGCGGUACGUGAAAUGAUUGAAAGACAAACAGCUGAAAAUUUGCGAAUUGUUUUGGAAGAGGAGAUGUCGUUCGUUGGGAUCAAAUAUGAACAAGUAAUAGCAGUGGCACACGACAAUGGAGCGAAUAUGUUGGCCGCGGUGAAGAACUUGAAAAUGAUAAUGCAUUGUUGUCAAAAUAACGAAGAUGUGCCAUUGUGCUCGAUUUUACCGGACGAAAACGUAGUUUUGGGAAAUUAUGAUGCGAAGGAUGACGAUUACAUAGAAUCGGAAGAUGAUGAUGAGCAAUACAGCGACGACGACUCUGAUUCUUCCUGUUUUAAUGAUGAUUUUGAUACAGCAUACAAAACUGUAGAGCAACUCACAGGAAAUGCUGCUGCUAUUUGUGAUACUUCAAACGAUUCAGAUUUGGUGCUUUUAGAGAGCAUCAGAUGCGGAGCCCAUACAGCACAGUUGGCUGUGUGGGAUGUAAUUAAACCAUUCAAAACCAGAUUGCACUGUAUUAACAAGUAAAGUAUAAAAAAUGCGACAGAGACGAUUUCGAGAUUUGUUCACUCCCAAAGAUUCGCACAAAGUACCACUUCCUCCUAAGGUUAACGAAACAAGGUGGAACGUAUGAUACGUUUUGCUCAAAUACUUACAGUCCAUAAAAAAACUCAUUUCAUUGAAAUUUUGGUGAGCAAUGAUCCACCACUCGGUAAGUAGUUUUUAUUUUUGUCGUGCUAAUCUUAAUCUAUGUUUGAAAUAUUCUAUGGAAGUUUUGCCUUAAUCAAUUCUACUUAAACUGCAUAAGGGUAAUGCGCAUAUCUUGAUCCUAUUGGAAAGCUUCUAUUACAUGAAUCAGCAUGCAAUCUAUGUGGUACAUAUAAACUUGUGUGUAACAAAAUGUGUUUUCUUUUAUACCUACUUCCGUGACUACGUUUUGAAUACGAUUUUAGCUACAAAUCCAUCGAACCUUUCGAACGUU